UAAUCCUAUCUUCACCUCUUGCAGGCCCAGAAAACGAGAGUGGAGGAGAGAGAGUUUGAGUGUCUCUGUGUGUGUCUGUGCACCUUUGCGUCAGUACAAGCGCGUACGGGAAGGGAGAGAGAGUGAGAGAGAGAGAGAGAGAGAGAUAGAGAUAGAGAGAGAGGGGCUUCUUCGGUUCUUCCGUUUUGUCAUGUUAGCAGGGUUGCAUUCUUGCCUCCAUGUAUAAGAGUAGAAGGAAUUUGUCAUUUGAUGACUCAAGGGGCUAACCCUGUUCACUCUUUCUCUCUCACUUUCUCCACAAUAUUUGAUUUCCAUUUUUGUUAUAUUUGAUUCAUCCUCUUUCUUCUUCAUCUUAUUCUCUCUCUCUCUCUCUCUCUCUGUCUCUAUAUGUUCCAUCGAUCUUAACUUAAGGGGAAGGAAGAGACGGUUAUACCUAACUUAUAAAGGUAGAAAAAAAUAAAUCUAAACGAGUACAGAAUGAAUGGGCUUCCACCGAUUGAACCAGAUUACUCACAAUUUGUCGAAGUUGAUCCUACUGGAAGAUAUGGGAGGUACAAUGAAAUCCUUGGCAAAGGGGCAUCGAAGACAGUUUACAGAGCCUUUGAUGAGUAUGAAGGGAUUGAAGUCGCUUGGAACCAGGUAAAGCUUUAUGAUUUCCUGCAGAGCCCUGAAGAUCUUGAGAGGUUGUACUGCGAAAUCCAUCUCCUUAAGACAUUGAAGCACAAGAAUAUCAUGAAGUUCUAUACUUCUUGGGUUGAUACUGCAAACAGAAACAUAAACUUUGUGACUGAGAUGUUCACCUCCGGGACUCUUAAGCAGUACCGGGAGAAGCACAAGAGAGUUAACAUUAGAGCGGUGAAGCAUUGGUGUAGACAGAUCUUGAGAGGUCUUCUCUAUCUCCACAGCCAUGACCCCCCUGUGAUUCACAGAGAUCUCAAAUGUGACAACAUCUUUGUCAAUGGGAACCAAGGGGAAGUUAAGAUUGGCGAUCUGGGUCUCGCUGCAAUCCUCCGUAAAUCACACGAGGCUCACUGUGUUGGCACACCAGAGUUCAUGGCACCUGAAGUAUAUGAAGAGGAGUACAAUGAACUGGUUGAUAUUUAUUCUUUCGGGAUGUGCAUAUUGGAGAUGGUAACUUUUGAAUAUCCAUACAGUGAAUGCACACAUCCUGCCCAGAUCUACAAGAAAGUUAUAUCUGGGAAGAAACCAGAUGCUUUGUACAAAGUGAGGGAUCCUGAAGUGAGACAAUUUGUUGAGAAAUGUUUAGUCACUGCAUCUCAAAGGCUCUCAGCGAGGGAGCUUUUGAAGGAUCCUUUUCUUCAAAUCGAUGAAUUUGGUUCCGAUUUGAGGCCAGAAUUCGAUGAUGUGGGCCCUCUCCUAAGAGAACCUCAGUUUAUGCUCCAUAACAGUAACAGUUCAUUGACGAAUGGAUAUUUCAGUGGCUUUGAUCAUGAACCUGAGAAUGAGAGAGGUUAUCAAAUGUCUGAGAGUGAACCCAAUGGGAUUGAACUGUUCACAUACCAAGAGGACGACCAUUCUGAUGAUGUAGACAUCUCAAUCAAGGGGAGGAAGAGAGAAGAUGACGAAAUCUUUUUGAGGCUUAGAAUUGCAGAUAAAGAAGGCCGUAUUCGAAACAUCUAUUUCCCUUUCGACAUUGAAACAGAUACAGCUUUGAGUGUGGCAACAGAAAUGGUUGCUGAGUUGGAUAUUACUGAUCAAGAUGUGACUAAGAUAGCAGAUAUGAUCGAUGGGGAGAUUGCUUCAUUGGUGCCGGAGUGGAAGCUAGGGCCUGGCAUAGACGAAUGCCCUCUUUUUGUAAGUGCAAGUUCAAGCUUCUGUCACAAUUGUGCCUCCAAUGGCUCUUCCACUGGUUCCCUUACAGACUAUAUCUCCAUGAAUAAUCCAGGAGCCAAUAACCUGCAACGACUCCAGAGUUCUCUUCAUGGGUGUUCUGAAACACAUGGUCGGUUCGAGGAGAUCACAUAUCAAGUUGAGGGUUCAGAGCAUUAUGUAACAGAGGGUGCACUAAUCUUAUCAAACCAUUCCGAUGAGACACAGCAUGCUGAUACCUGGGCUCAACAGGAAGGCCCUGAAUUAAGUUUUGAGUCUUCUGGGGAGACCAAUUUUGAUGUGGAACAUGAGCAGGUGGAUCAAUUAUUCUGUUCCAAAGAUGAGAGAGUGAUAGGCAUCGACAAUCAAACAGAACUCAAUGCAAAGAGUGCCAUGGACCGGUUACCAGAUCAUGGUUCUAUUAUUAUUUUAUCAGCUUGUGACAGCUUCUCAGAUGAUUAUUACGAGAGUGAGAUCAGGCAGGAGAUGAGAUGGCUCAAAGCGAAGUAUCAUAUGGAAUUACGGGAGCUCCGUGAUCGACAAUUAGCAAUUAAGUUAAAAGCUUCAUCUUCAAGGUCCGAAAGCAAAGAACACAAUAUAUAUAAUGCCAAAACUCCGCUACAUGGAGAAAACAAUGAAGUCAACUUGAAAUCUUUGGUCUCUAUGGAGAAUUUAACUUCAUAUCUCCCAGUUCAUGCCCAGAAAAACUUCUCCAAGUCUGAGAUCCAAAGGGCUCGACAUUGUGAAGCAAAUGAUGAAUCUUCAAGUCCAGAGUACAUGGCCACUUCCAAGAGUUUCUACACAGGGUCUCUUCUUCCACAACCUAUUCACAGGACAACAUCCCUUCCAGUUGAUGCUUUUGAUGUUUAAAUGUAAGGCCCUCAUAUUCUUUUACUGGGUCCUCGGCUCCUCGCACACAAGCUAUAUAUUUACAGGAUUAGUAGACAAUUUUAGUGCUGCCCCCUGAGUAUACUUCCUCCCCUGUUAGAGAAGUAUAUGGGGUCCCUGUAAAUUAUGAGUAAAGAUGUAAUUUUUUUUUUUUAAUCACAUCGCCCAUUUACUGUAAA
Macadamia integrifolia is the source of this 2897-nucleotide messenger RNA. RefSeq names its product serine/threonine-protein kinase WNK1-like. The record is from RefSeq and is a predicted model, not a curated record. NCBI's taxonomy places the organism in Eukaryota, Viridiplantae, Streptophyta, Magnoliopsida, Proteales, Proteaceae. Gene Ontology annotation, molecular function: ATP binding; protein serine/threonine kinase activity. The coding region runs from base 478 to 2700 and encodes 740 amino acids. Gene Ontology annotation, biological process: protein phosphorylation; intracellular signal transduction. Gene Ontology annotation, cellular component: cytoplasm. The transcript is spliced from 7 exons.